Lottia gigantea (owl limpet) is the source of this 288-nucleotide messenger RNA. RefSeq lists its product as hypothetical. NCBI's taxonomy places the organism in Eukaryota, Metazoa, Mollusca, Gastropoda, Lottiidae. The record is from RefSeq and is a predicted model, not a curated record. The transcript has 2 exons. The annotation marks the transcript as partial.
AGCGUUUUACAUUCCACUAUUCUGUACUAUAUUUUACUAAUGAAGAUAGCCUUUUACAUCCCAAUAUUCUGUACUAUAUUUUUUCUAAUGAAAAUAGCGUUAUACAUCCCACUAUUCUAUAGCGUUUUACAUCCCAAUAUUCUGUACCAUAUUUUACUAAUGAAGAUAGAGUUUUUCAUCCCAUUAUUCUGUACUAUAUUUUGCGUUUUACAUCCCACUAUUCUGUACCAUCUUUUACUAAUGAAGAUAGAGUUUUACAUUCCACUAUUCUGUACCAUAUUUUACUAA